Octopus bimaculoides (California two-spot octopus) is the source of this 3222-nucleotide messenger RNA. Its product is annotated as kelch-like protein 11. Gene Ontology annotation, molecular function: protein binding. Lineage: Eukaryota; Metazoa; Mollusca; Cephalopoda; Octopoda; Octopodidae. The record is from RefSeq and is a predicted model, not a curated record.
GCAGGUGUGGAAUUUCAGUUUACCAUUUUAUAUUGAUUGCAUUAUGACGACCGUUCCGCAUCAAUUGGAACCCACAGAUUCAGAGAACCAGUUGACAGAAGGGUCAGAAGUUUUGACUUACCAAGACAAAAUCAGCAUUGAACGAAGAGAUAGUUUAUUGUACCAAUUCUACAAACAGAACAUCUUCUGUGAUGUGACUCUGGUGGUUGGUAAAACUCACAUUCGAACACACAGUGUUAUUUUGGUCUCUGCGUCCGAAUAUUUCCAAGGAAUGUUUGCUUCCAGUUGCCAAGAAAGUAACAGCAAAAUUAUCGAUUACACAGACAUGUUUGCAGAUGCAGAUGUCUUGAAGUCCAUUAUUGAAUAUAUGUAUACCGGGGAAAUUUCUUUGAAGAUAGAUUCCAUUGUCGAGGUGCUUCACGCCUCAGAAUAUUUUUUGUUAACAAUGCUAAAAUGGAUUUGUUCAGAAUUCCUGGCUUUAAAUUUGAAGCCUUUAAAUUCUCUGAUGACUUGGAAACUUAGUCACUUGUACAACCUAAAACAAUUGAAGGUAAUCGUUGGUGCACUUUUAGAAGAAGUAUUUUGUAGGGAAGUUGUUGAAAAUACUGAUAUGAGGCAUUUUCCUGCCUUUUGUAUCCAAGAACUGAUCGAUCACCAAUCAGUAUUUCGUUGGUCAAAACCUGAAGAUAUCAUUUUCUUGAUUACAAAGUGGUUAGGUGUAGAUGAUAACAGACGGAUCAGUGCAAAGAAAUUAUUGCUGAACUAUUUAGAAAAACGAGGAUUUAACUCAAUCUUAUACAGAGUCAAUAGAAUAACACAGCUGAAACCAUUUUCUCAUAAUAAUACUGGCUUUUCCAAAAUGAAUUCGGUGGAAAUUAAAAAUAAUUUAAAACAAGAAAACAAAUUUUUUCAACGGCAGCAAGAUACGUGGACUAUUCUGAUUGGUGAAAAAUUGCUGCCAGAAGCAGUAAGUUUUUUCUGUGAAAAAUCCCAAAAUUGGAUUGUUAAAACUCUUCCGAAUCUCUCCGGUGUGCCACUCGGAAUAGUUGAUGGAAAUUAUUUAGUCUUGCAUAUUUCAGAACAGCUUGGUAUUGAACUUGUGAAUCUUACAACACAGCGUAAGUAUAUUAUUAGAUCCACCGUGUUCUCUGAUCUGCUUUCCGAAUCAAGAACUCGUUCUGAAACAUGUAAAAUUGUAUUUUAUUGCUAUUCCGGUAAAAUAUAUGCAAAUUUUAUGAAGGUCUGUGAAAAUCCAGUUAGAUCAUUGUGCCUUCGCAUAUUCAAUUAUAAUAUUAUCAGUGAUAAUUGGAGCCAAAUUGGCUCCCUCAGAGAAAAUCUGAAUACUUAUUGUCAUUUUGACAACUGUUCAUUCUAUUUUAGGGAAUGGCAUUUAAUCAUUCCUUUUGAUGGACAUUUAUUCUUUGGAAUCGGACUCCAGACAAGCCGAACACAGAACAUUUCUGAAAGCACUCCAGUAGAAGUUGACUGUGACAAAGAGCAGAUAAUUUUAAUAAAAUGUAACUUAAAUAAAGUUAUUUGUCAUGUUUGGUGUACCAGAGUAUUGAAGAAUUUUGAAUAUUCUGGAUUCUCGUCUGCUUUUAUUUUGAAAAACAGAAUAAUUUUUAUAGAACCAGCUUCAGAACAGAAACUGUUUAAUCCCAGUGACUUCUCUCGAACUAUAGUAACUAUAGAAUGUUAUUCUGUUGAAUUAGAAUCAAAGAACUGGAUUCGAGAACGAUUUAACAUUCCUAUUCCUGAAAUGUCCUUCUUACCUCUCGAUCUGUUUAAAUUUACUAAUGUGAAAUUUCCUUCGUUUAUUUCUAAGAUUGUAGAUCAAAAAAUUGUUUUGGCAGUUCACAAAGCCCCUUACAUAUUUCAAAUCUAUGUAUUCGAUCUCUUAAGUUAUAGUUGGACCACUUUACCGCCAUGCAAUCUUCCUGCAGUAUCACAGAUAAAAUUGUCGUACACAAGAUCUUAUAAACCAAUCUGCCAGUUAGUGAAACAUACUUCAGAAAAGAACUUGUUAUUGACAAACAGCAUACCUUUUCACUCCAUCUCUCUUGGAGUAAAGCAAGAUUCUGAAUUGUAACAUCUCAAACAAUUACAUCAAAGGAAGGUCAUUUUAGCCAUUCAAGAACAAAGGCAAAAUAUUGAAUUCACUUUUGGUUAUUUCUGAAUAUUACUGUUUACUAUAGAGUAUCAGGAAGUUUUGUUGCUCUUCUGCAUCCUGGUCCUCAAACAAUUUCACUGGAACUCCUUUUGUGUUAGUCACCAGAUCAGAGAAUGUGACAAAAUUUUCACAUUUAUAAUAGAAUUAAGUUCUUGUGUUCUUAAAUAACUAAAGUGAUUCUUCCAUGCUCUAACUGCAGAUUGAAUUACAUGUUUUAUUAACUCUGUGAAUACAGAGUUCCUGACUGCCAUUUAACCAAAAUUUCUUGUGGUUCAAAUUCCAUCAAAGUUAACUGGGUUCAUGAGAUUAAAAUCCAAAUAUUUUUUAUCAAGUCAGCUACUCUACUUUCAGACGCAGAAUAUCGGUCCCAGCAUAUGCUGAUUAUGUUCAAAGGAUUAAUAUAUCAAUCUCUGUAGCUAAAACUGAAUUAUAUUUCCAUAGAACUCUUUUACAAAUAUGCCUGGUGGUAUUCAACUUGAAAAUGCAUGUUAUAAAUUAAAAUACUUCAAUAAAUAAAUUUCAAACAUUUUUCUUUAUUUGCUGAUGCAAACCAUCAUGAGCUAGAGUUACAGGUACAUGGCAUGAACUAGAAGUUAGGGUAUUGGUCUCGUAUACGGAGCUAUACAGGUACAGCUAAGUAUACAACAAUGACUUGGGGGUGAAGGUUAUCUCUGUGACUGACUGGCACGCCAUUUCAGGUGGAAACUUCUCUUAGCGUAAAGUCCUGAAAAUCUGAAUGAGCCCUGUAGUUUCAAAACAGUUUUUAAACAAUUACAAUUAAUUAUUUGAUUCAUUAAAAAGUGGUGAGCUGGAAGAAUCACUGGUGCAUUGGAUAAAUUCUGUUGCAGUAUUUUUUCCGAGGUCUUUUACAUUUUGAAUUCAAAUCCUAGCAAGGUCGACUUUGCUUUUAUUCUUACAAAGUAGAUAAAAUAAAAACCAGUCAAGUACUGGGGUCAAUGGUGUAGUCUAAUCCCGUUUCCCUCAAAAUGCGCUGACAUUGUGUGUAAAUUAAGUCAUAAUUAUUCAUUAAAUAAAAGAUAUCAUGAAUUAAA